AUGACGGGUCAGAACAGUCACACCACGGCCAGGGGCCCACCAGCAUACCCCAAGAGGGUGCUCGCAAGCGAGCCGUUUGCCGUCCAGAUGGAGACGGUGGACAAGGCCCUCAUUGAAGUGCAAAAUCAGCCAUCCAGCGUGUACAUCAACGGAAACCGGGGUAAGAAGAAGCCCAGUUUCGCCAAGGCAGGUGUGCCGCAGGCUCGAGGAGUUCCUGCCUACACCAUGGCUGCGUUCCAGAACUCAGCGCCCUUUGUCUCCCGAGGAGGCAGUUCGUUUGGAGGCCAUAACGACCAGGACGCUAGCCACGAUGGCAGCGUGGAUGGGUUCAUGGCGUCAGCCAAGGGCACCCCGAUCUUAGGGGAGCCGGUGAUGAGCGGCAGCAACAGCUCGUCCACCACUGUGGGCAGCAACAGCGACAGCACGCCUGGAGCCGCCAUGGCUACGUUUGGGUUGUUUGACCCGUUCAAGCCGUUCGAGACGUAUGGCGAAGUACUGUUUGCGUCGUCAGGACCGCUCGAUCUAGCGGGAACCUCCAGACUCACCUCCAUCUGGGGUACACCCAGCGGCAGCGGCCAGAAGCUCAGCGACACCACGGUGUGGGGCUAG
Molecule: messenger RNA, 609 nt
Organism: Suhomyces tanzawaensis NRRL Y-17324
Lineage: Eukaryota; Fungi; Ascomycota; Pichiomycetes; Serinales; Debaryomycetaceae
Exons: 1
Coding region: 1-609 (202 amino acids)
Source: RefSeq, a predicted model, not a curated record